AUCUUGCGUCCUACGCUCAUCGUCUUCAUCUUCCUUCCUCCGUAUUUCUCUGCCACCUAUAUCGGCUACCCCCAUGACAAACCAGAAACCCAUUCCCAUCACUGUUUUCACUGGAUUUCUUGGCGCCGGGAAGACAUCCAUCAUUCUCUCCCUCCUUGAGCAUCUGCCCAAAGGUUACCGCGCUGCACUGCUUAAGAACGAAUACGGCGAUGUGGAGGUCGACAGUAAGCUUGCACAACAGUCUAGCUUGACUGCUGUCAGCGAGAUCCUGAAUGGAUGCAUGUGCUGCGUCCUUGUCGGCCAGAUGCAGAACGCAUUGCUAGAAAUUAGAGACAAGUACAGGCCGGACCGCAUAUUCAUCGAGUGCAGCGGCUCGGCAUUCCCCGCCACGCUUGCGUUCCAGAUCCGCGAGCUCGAGCGGCAGACGGGGGGCGAUUUGAAGCUGGAUGCGAUUAUCACGGUCAUCGAUGCGGAGAACUUUGUGGGCUACGAGGAUACGUCGCCAACUGCGAAGAUGCAGGCGAGUUAUUCGGAUGUGAUUCUUAUUAACAAAUGGGAGCACGUCUCCGAGCGCGAUCUCGACAUCGUCUACGACCACCUGCACACGCUGAACGACCUGACGCCCAAAAUCCGCUGCAAGGGCCGCGCCGGCGUCGACCCCUCGCUCAUUUUUGGGCUCGACACGCAGCUGUUCAAGGACGGGGCGGAGAGCUUUGGCGACGCGGCGCACAAUGACGAGGUGGAGACGGUAACGGUGGCGUCGGCGCCGCCAGAGCAUCGCCAUGAGCACGGGCACGAGCAUUCCCCGGAAAAGUCUGGCUCGCCUCCUUCCGUGGGCUCACAUGAGGGAUCGACCCCAUCCGUCAUCGCGCCGAAACCCAUAUCCGAAGGAACCCUCACCUCUGCACUCGGGGCGCUCUCUCGCGAAUCCGUCUGGCGCGUCAAGGGAUUUGUUGACUUACAAGACAAAGGACCGCAUAUCCUGAACUGGGCGUUUGGGAGGUACGAUCUGGUGCCGACGUCUGUCGCGGGGCCGGGGGUGAAGCUCACCGUGAUGGGCGAGCGCGGGGAAGUGAAGCGCGCAGCGAGGAAGCUGGCUGCGGCGUUGGGAGCGGAGCUCUACUAG
Schizophyllum commune H4-8 is the source of this 1126-nucleotide messenger RNA. RefSeq names its product cobW-domain-containing protein. The transcript is spliced from 5 exons. The coding region runs from base 74 to 1126 and encodes 350 amino acids. Lineage: Eukaryota; Fungi; Basidiomycota; Agaricomycetes; Agaricales; Schizophyllaceae. The record is from RefSeq and is a predicted model, not a curated record. Gene Ontology annotation, cellular component: cytoplasm.